AUGACCACCAAGCGCUCUCGCCCUUCCCCACCGUCCACCGAGUCUUCUCUCCUCGACGUCUUUGCGACUCGCGGCUGGGUUUGCGUCAGGGAUCUAUUGUCACCCCCAGAACUUCGCGUGCUACAAGACGAGUGCGAUGCUCUUUACGCCCGCCAAUCCGCUGAGGCCAUCGCUGCCCAGGGCUGCGUGCUGGACGUCAUGGCGCAAUGCCCGAUGCGUGACUCAGAUUCGGCGCGGGUCGACUCCAGGAGUUACUUGACCGCUCGAGCCAAACAGUUGAAGAGCAUCGAGGACAACCCGCAAGUCUUCGCCUCGUUGCUCUUUGAGAAGCUCCCGACGAUCGCUGCCCAGUUAUCAGCAGGUUGUAUGGGUACCGAAGUGGAGACACCGACGGAGGUAUUUUUCUUCAAUGAGCACUAUGUGGUGAAGCCGCCCAAGAGCCACGUCGAGUUUCGUUGGCAUCGAGACGACGAUGAGCAGCUUGCCAUGUGCGUGCAUCGAGAGACGAUCGCGCCGUACGUGUCGGCGUGGUGUGCGCUGGACGAUGUUACAGAAGAGAAUGGAGCUCUGCAGUUUGUGUCGCUGGAUGGGUCGUCUACAUUGGAUGAAGAUGAAAAAGACCAGUUGCAGCGACGUGCUAGCGAGCCGGUGGCUGCCAAGGCGGGUGAUGUGUUGUUUUUCCUGUCGAAC
Messenger RNA from Phytophthora sojae, 690 nucleotides. RefSeq lists its product as hypothetical. The annotation marks the transcript as partial. The transcript is spliced from 2 exons. Lineage: Eukaryota; Oomycota; Peronosporomycetes; Peronosporales; Peronosporaceae. The record is from RefSeq and is a predicted model, not a curated record.